Aspergillus wentii DTO 134E9 is the source of this 828-nucleotide messenger RNA. RefSeq names its product dodecenoyl-CoA isomerase. Gene Ontology annotation, biological process: fatty acid beta-oxidation. Bases 1 to 828 code for a protein of 275 amino acids. The record is from RefSeq and is a predicted model, not a curated record. NCBI's taxonomy places the organism in Eukaryota, Fungi, Ascomycota, Eurotiomycetes, Eurotiales, Aspergillaceae. Gene Ontology annotation, cellular component: peroxisomal matrix. The transcript is spliced from 2 exons.
AUGGCAGAAGAGAACAUCAUUACUCUUACCUAUGUCGACCGCAUCGCGGUGAUCACUUUAAACCGUCCUGAGAAGCUGAAUGCCCUAAACCAAGAUCUCUACUAUCUCCUGGGCGAGCGCUUGCGGGAAGUUGAAACACGCGACGACAUCACCAUCACCGUCAUAACCGGCAAAGGACGCUUUUUCUCAGCUGGCGCAGACGUACGAAGCUCCCGACCAGAUGGAGACCUAGGAAACAAAGUCCGCCGCGAGCUCACCCGCGGCUUCGUCACCAACAAUGUCGACAUCACCCGCACCUUCUACAACCACCCCAAGAUCCUCGUCGUGGCGCUGAACGGCCCAGCAGUCGGCCUGUCCGCCGCACUCGUCGCCCACGCCGACUUCAUCUACGCCGCCCCGCACACUUUCCUCCUCACCCCAUUCGCUUCUCUCGGCUUAGUCGCGGAGGGUGGUGCAUCGCGCGCCUUUGUCGAGCGUCUCGGCAUCGCCAAGGCCAACGAAGCCCUUAUCAUGAGCAAGCGUAUCACCUGUGACGAACUCGUGGCGACCGGUUUCGUGAACAGGGUCAUCCAGGCCCCGUCUGGAAAGUCGGAUGAUUCGGACGGGUUCUUGAAGAAGGUUCUCGAGGAGGUUGAGGAUCGGAUGGGGGCGCACCUUAACCAGAGUAGUAUGAUUAAGAUUAAGGAGCUUAUUCGGAGACCCGAGAGGGAGCUGCUUGAUCGUCAGAAUGGUCUAGAGGCGUUUAUGGGGCUGGAGAGAUUCAUGAGUGGUGUUCCGCAGGAGGAGUUUAGAAAGCUUGCGUCUGGUGAGAAGAGGCAUAAGCUCUAG